Molecule: messenger RNA, 645 nt
Organism: Portunus trituberculatus (swimming crab)
Lineage: Eukaryota; Metazoa; Arthropoda; Malacostraca; Decapoda; Portunidae
Exons: 1
Coding region: 1-645 (214 amino acids)
Source: RefSeq, a predicted model, not a curated record
AUGGAUGUUUACAAGAGAAUUUUGAAACUCAAGCCUCGGUCAACCACCCCUACUGACCUACCCGUUAAGAUUUACAAAGAAUGUGCUCCUGAACUAGCCACUCCUCUCUGCUCAAUAAUAAAUGCAACUCUCUCUCAGUACUUAUGCCCUGUUGACUGGAAAACAUCAUUUGUCACACCCAUCCCUAAAACUGCCAGCCCACAAUCACUAAAUGACCUCAGGCCCGUUGCUAUCACACCCAUCUCUAGCCUCAUCUGUGAAGACUUUGUGUUUGACUGGGCAUACAACAAAAUCAGUUCCUUCUUAAACAUUCAGCAAUUUGGCAAUAUCAGAGCCACCUCCACCUCUCACUACCUAGUCAGCUUCCUUGAUUUCAUUCAUAGUCACCUGGACAAACGGAACACCUCUGUAGCAGUUGCUUUUGUAGACUUCAAGAAAGCUUCUGAUCUAGUUGACCACACUGUUGUCAUCAACAAAGCCAUCAAUCUGGGUCUUCCCUCUCACCUGACAGCAUGGCUGGCUGACUUCCUCACGGGAAGCCGGCAAGCUGUACGUUUUCAGAAACAGACAUCCUCUUACCAACAGCUAACGUGUGGCGUCCCUCAGGGCAUCAAGAUGGCUCCACUGUUUCCUGAUACUGAUUAA